This is a messenger RNA of Prosopis cineraria, 1918 nucleotides long. RefSeq names its product cytochrome P450 93B16-like. The record is from RefSeq and is a predicted model, not a curated record. The transcript has 2 exons. Gene Ontology annotation, molecular function: heme binding; oxidoreductase activity, acting on paired donors, with incorporation or reduction of molecular oxygen; monooxygenase activity. Bases 83 to 1678 code for a protein of 531 amino acids. NCBI's taxonomy places the organism in Eukaryota, Viridiplantae, Streptophyta, Magnoliopsida, Fabales, Fabaceae.
UUGCUAAUACAGAACUGAAAACUCAUCAAGCCACCAUAACUGCCAUUUCCCUUCUUCUCGAGUUGGGAAAUCCCAAACAAACAUGGUGUCACAACUUGUGUUGUUAGGUGGGAUCCUCUUGGCCUCAGCUUGGCUUCUUCUUUUCAUGAGAAGGAUCAAGUCGAAGCCGACGCCGACGCUGAGCCUUCCUCCGAGCCCGCCGGCUUUGCCUUUGGUCGGCCACCUCCACCUCCUCAAGCCUCUGGUUCACCAAGCCUUGCACGAGCUUCAGAUCAAAUAUGGUCCUCUCAUGCACCUUCGGCUCGGCUCAACCAACAUGGUCGUAGCCAGCACUCCUGAACUCGCCAAAGAGCUUCUCAAAACCAACGAGCUCGCUUACUGUGCUCGUCCAAUGAGCAUUGCCAUCAAUCUCGUGACCUACGAUAAUGCUGCUUUUGCCUUCGCUCCUUACAAUACGUACUGGAGAUUCAUCAAGAAGUUGAGUAACACGGAGCUCUUGGGAGCCCGAACCAUCCGGCAGUUUUGUCCGGGUCGGGCCAGCGAGAUCCACCGGUUCAUUAAGGAUCUCAUGGAUAAAUCCAUGACCGGAGAGAGCGUGAACCUCACCCAAGAACUCAUGAAGCUCUCCGGCAACGUCAUCUCACGGAUGAUGCUGAGCAUCCAGAGCACCGGCACCGACAGACAGGCCGAGGAGGCUCGGAAUCUGGCUCGGGAGGUGACGCAGAUCUUCGGAGAGUUUAACGUCGCCGAUUUUAUUAAAAUCUGCAAAACCUUAGAUGUUCAAGGAUUUAGAAAGAGAGCCGUGGACUUGCACAAGAGAUUCGAUGCUUUCUUGGAGAGGAUCAUCUCCGCUCGCGAGGAGUCUCGAAAGCAACAAAAAGCUUCUGUGAAGGCAGAGGACGGCCCUGAUCAAGAUGGAGAAGAGAAAGUGAGGGACUUUCUCGACAUCUUGCUCGACGUCGCCGAAGAUGAGAGUUCCGAGGUUUCUUUGACUAGGAACCAUGUGAAGGCGUUAAUUUUGGAUUUCUUCACGGCAGGAACAGACACAACAGCGACAGCAGUGGAAUGGACAGUUUCGGAGCUGAUAAAAAACCCAAGAGUUCUGAAGAAAGCACAGGAAGAAGUAGACAGAGUGACUGAACAAAAGAGAUUAAUAAACGAAUCAGAUAUCCCAAACCUUCCAUACAUUAACGCAAUAGUAAAAGAAAUCAUGAGGCUUCAUCCUCCAGUCGCAAUGAUCAACAGACAAGGAACACAAGACUGUGUUGUGAGUGGUUACUUGAUUCCCAAGGGAACGUUCUUGUUCGUCAACGUUUGGGCCAUGGGAAGAGAUCCCAAGAUCUGGCAAUCUCCGUUAGAGUUCGCUCCUGAGAGGUUUUUGGAGGGAAAACAGAGUGGCUUGGAUGUCAAAGGCCAUCACUAUGAGUUAUUGCCUUUUGGCUCCGGCAGGAGGGGCUGCCCCGGUCAGCCUCUUGCCAUGCGGGAGCUGCCCGUCGUCAUCGGAGCUCUCAUUCAGUGCUUCACGUGGAAGCCGCUCGAUUCCGAUGGCAAGAUCAUCGCCGAUGGCAAGACUAUUAAUAUGGAUGAACGGCCAGGAUUGACGGCUCCAAGAGCCAAUGAUCUAUUAUGUAUUCCUGUCGCACGAUUCAACCCUUUUGAUGGUUUCCUUCAAGUCUAAGUCAGCGAUCCUGCCGUACGUGUGGUCUUAGGGUGUGCUUCGCAGCUUCUUUUAUCAUUUCUUUCUGGUUUUUCUUUUUUCAAUAUUUAAUAAGCCAAUUUAAUUUAUUGACUGGAAGGUUUGUGCUAGGAGAUAUCUUUUGUUUUAUUAAUAAUGUUCAUGGAGUUUGUGUGUUGUAAAAGAGAUGCUAUUGUGUAGUCAGCGUUUUCUGUGUAUGUAAUUUUUUUUUUGUUUGGCCAA